Messenger RNA from Nymphaea colorata (pocket water lily), 1817 nucleotides. Its product is annotated as protein PIGMENT DEFECTIVE 338, chloroplastic. The record is from RefSeq and is a predicted model, not a curated record. Gene Ontology annotation, molecular function: RNA binding. Bases 157 to 1674 code for a protein of 505 amino acids. The transcript is spliced from 8 exons. Lineage: Eukaryota; Viridiplantae; Streptophyta; Magnoliopsida; Nymphaeales; Nymphaeaceae. Gene Ontology annotation, biological process: RNA stabilization.
GAUCCAGCUGAAUCGCUGAAUGACUUGAUUGGCAGAUCGAGGUCGACGAAGAACCGGUAAGCUCUGGUCUAUAGUUUGCUGGUCCUCAUCCAAACUCUCUCCUUCUCUCUCUCUCUCUCUCUCUCUCUCUCUCUUUCUCUCUCUCUAUGCGAUAAGAUGCAAGCUCGUCCCCUCCUCUCCCUACCCUCUUCCUCGUUUUCACUCUCUCGCUACCUCUUUAUUCAAAUUCCGUUACGCCCUCUAAAAACUUGCGAAGGCCAACCAUGCUCUUCUCCGACGCCAAAAUCUCUAUUUCCAUCUCUCAAAUGCAACAUUUCUAGGCGGCCCAUCUUCCCUGUCGCCGUUGACAACGAGAAUGCUGAAUUAGAGCCAUCCGAGUCUAAUGAUGGCAGCAUGAAUUUGCUCCGACGACCUGCAUCAUUGCCUCCUUCACCUGAAAACAUCAAAGUUUCUCAAGAUAAGGGGGAGGACGACAAGGGCGAGGGGGAGGAGGUAGGUGAGGGGGACGCCCUAGCCCCCUUCUUGAAGUUUUUCAAGCCAAGAGAUUCAUCCGACAGUAGCCAAGAAAUGGACGCUUCGGAGUCUACGGAAGACGUCAAGAGGACGACGAAGGCAGUAGACGUCGAGUACUACGAACCGAAAGUGGGGGACUUAGUUGUUGGUGUCGUUGUUUCGGGGAACGAGAACAAGCUCGACGUAAAUAUCGGAGCUGAUUCAUUGGGAACAAUGCUGAAGAAGGAAGUUCUUCCUCUCUAUGACGAAGAAUUGCCGAGCCUCUUAUGCGAUUUGAGCAAGGACGCAGAGGAUUUAAUGGUGUCCGGCAAGGUGGGUAUCAUUAAAGACGAUGAAGCAUUGGAUGAAGGCCCAGUUCCAGGAAGGAGCAUCGUUGAGUUGGGGACCGUUCUGUUCGCAGAGGUGCUCGGCCGGACACUGAGUGGAAGACCGUUGCUCUCAACGAGGAGACUCACGAGACGGAUAGCCUGGCAUCGAGUGAGGCAGAUAAAGAUAUUUAAUGAGCCUAUUGAGGUCAAAAUUACAGAAUGGAAUACUGGUGGUCUUCUUUCACGGAUUGAGGGAUUGAGAGCAUUCCUUCCUAAGGCAGAGCUGAUUAAUAGGGUCAAUUGCUUCACAGAUUUGAAAGAAAAUGUUGGUCGCCGACUUUUUGUAAAAAUAAGCAGAGUGGAUGAGGAUAAAAAUGACUUGAUAAUCAGUGAAAGAGAAGCCUGGGAUUUGUUGCAUCUUCGAGAGGGAACACUUCUAGAAGGAACUGUCCGUAAAAUUUUUCCUUAUGGUGCACAGAUUCGGAUAGGAGAGACUAACAGAAGUGGAUUGCUUCAUAUAACCAACAUUACUCGUGGACGGCUCACUGCUGUCAGUGAUUUACUUACGGUAGACGAGAAGGUGAAAGUUCUAGUAGUGAAAUCAAACUUUCCUGAUAAAAUAUCUCUGAGUACAGCAGAACUCGAGAGUGAACCAGGGUUGUUUCUUUUGAAUAAGGAGAAAGUUUUCUCCGAGGCAGAGCAGAUGGCUAGAAGGUACAGGCAGAGAUUACCAGCAAUUUCUAUACCCAGAAACUUGGACUCAGUUGGCCAGUGCACCCUGCCAUUUGAUGAUGAAGCAACACUUUAUGCAAAUUGGAACUGGUUCAGAUUUGAAAAGGGCAAUGAAAUGUAAUGCCUCAAGAAAUUUUGUAUUUUUUUUUUCGUUUAUUUGUGGCUCAUCUAGUGUAUAGCAUGCUUCUUCUUGCUCCCUUCGAUGUUUUGUCCAUUAUUAUGUUGCAACCUAUUUGAGAUAUAUAAUCCAUACGGUUUGAUCCA